GGAAUACCUCUGCUCGGAGCCGUUCGGUCGCGUCGCCCACCGCACCCAGAGAAACCCUAAUCCUCCUCCCCCCUACCCCCUCCCCUCGAAGCCGCCAUCGCCAUGGCCACCUCCGCCCCGGGCGGCUGCGGCGGCGAUCGCUGCGCCUCCGGCCGCGACGCCUGGCCGCUCCACCACUUCCUCCACGAGGGCGUCUUCUGCCUCCUCUGCUCCUCCUGCGUCCUCCUCUACCGCCCCGUCGCCUUCUGCUCCGCCUGCCUCCACCUCCUCUCCACCUCCGACGCCGCCGCCACCGCGCCCGCCGGCGAUCCCGCCGUCGCCCCGCCCGGACCCACCGCCCCCUGCUCAUCCUGCGGCCUCUCCGUCGCGCACCUCUCGUGCGUCCCGGGGGACCCCGCGUCCUUCGUCUGUCCGCCCUGCGCCGCCGCCGCCGAGAACAGGCCCUUCUCCUUCACACCCGCUCCCCCCGGCGGGGGCGGGGGCCGCCGCACGCUGGACGAGCGCGACGCGCGGGUCCUCCUAGUCGCGGCGCGCCUCGCGCACGACUCCAUCAGCCGCGCCGCGGCCGCCGCCCGCGAGGUGGCCGAGCGCCGCGUCGCGGAGGCCGCCGCGGCCCGGAAGCGCUCCCGCGAGAUGCUCGACGCCGCGUUCCGCGCGCUGGAGGCGCAGGCCAGGGAGGCCAAGAUGAGGCCCGCCCCGCCCCCCCAGCCGCCCAAGAAGAAGGCCCCGAAGAGCGCCGAGGCGAACAGAGACAAGGACAGGCUGCUCAAGCUCAACGCCAUGCAGCAGCCUGCGCUAGCUUUCGCGGCGGCAGCUGCCGCAGCAGCAGCGGUGAGCUCGAUGCCAUUGCCCACCGUGCCACCACCCAGGGAGGACAAGAAGCCAGUGAAACAAGAGACCCAAGGUUCUACACCGCCACCGCCGCCGAGAUAGGAUCGCACCCAACUAUUUGGGCCUUGCAAUCGUGAGAUUGAGGGCACGGUGAUCCAUUCCUCUUCUUCCGAUCCAUUUCGUCUUUGUGCAGCUAAGCAAUCUGGGGAGAAACUGGAAUCUCAGGGUUAGUCAUCUUGAAUAGUGUUAGAAUCCUCAUUUCAGGGUCUUCUCACCGUAAAUUCUUUUCCUGUCUUUACCAUCAAUUUUUUUUCCUGUCUUAACAUGCUAGCUGAGCCUUAUAUGGCUGGUCUGCAUCCAGUAUUCUGAUUUGUCUGGUGAAUGUAUGUCGCGCGCUGAAACCCAACCAGAUGUUCAGUUUCUAAAUUUUUUGUCAUUAAUGCCUUGUAUUCGUCACUGAUGGACCUAAGAUUGAGAAGACAUGAGCGAUUCGUCAUAGACAGAUAGUGGGUUUUAGUCAAAAUGGUGAGCAGAUUCUUGCACUUCCAUUUCAGUCGCUGGGCUUCAUUGUAGAUGGACCGAGCGAUUGCUUAGUUGGUAGGGUGUCACAAUCGACCUUGCACACCCAGAGUUAAGUGUACACCAAAGUGCUGGAAUUGACUGAAAAUAAAAGUGAUUGAGGUGUUUGUGGAAUGCAGUAUUGUAUUUUUUGUAUACCUCCCAACUUUCAGUACGUACACCACUUGCAAGCACUCUGUAUUGUAUUAGUUCUUUCUAACAUGGACCUUGCAAUCUUAUAUGAUCAUUCAUAAUGUACAUCAAUUUUCUGUCCA
Molecule: messenger RNA, 1664 nt
Organism: Panicum virgatum (switchgrass)
Lineage: Eukaryota; Viridiplantae; Streptophyta; Magnoliopsida; Poales; Poaceae
Product: translation initiation factor IF-2-like
Exons: 2
Coding region: 103-933 (276 amino acids)
Source: RefSeq, a predicted model, not a curated record